This is a messenger RNA of Saccoglossus kowalevskii, 323 nucleotides long. RefSeq names its product perlucin-like protein-like. The record is from RefSeq and is a predicted model, not a curated record. NCBI's taxonomy places the organism in Eukaryota, Metazoa, Hemichordata, Enteropneusta, Harrimaniidae.
GUCCCGCACGAGAAAAUGGUUGAACAUAGGAGUCUCUCGAGCGUAUAUAAACUUGUGGAUGGCCCAAUAAACUGGUUUGAUGCUAAAGAUAAGUGUGAAGCUAUGGGUUGUAUACUAGCACAACCCAAAUCUGAACAUGAAAACAACGUUAUAAAGGAUGUACUACCAACAACAGUUAUGUCUUAUUAUUGGAUUGGGGUGAUCGAUCUGAACCACGAAGGGCGAUUCACUUACUACACUGACGAUCAAGACAUUGUAUACAAUAAUUGGGAUGUAAACCAGCCAGACAAUAGUGACGGAGACCAACACUGUACUGAAAUUGA